Messenger RNA from Entamoeba dispar SAW760, 927 nucleotides. RefSeq lists its product as uncharacterized. The record is from RefSeq and is a predicted model, not a curated record. Bases 1 to 927 code for a protein of 308 amino acids. Gene Ontology annotation, molecular function: RNA binding; zinc ion binding. The transcript has a single exon. NCBI's taxonomy places the organism in Eukaryota, Evosea, Mastigamoebida, Endamoebidae.
AUGUCUAGCUCUGAAGAAAAGAAUAUUGAAAGUGAAGAAGUUAAAGAAGAAGUUGAAGAGGUUGAAAAGAAAGAAAAGAAGGAAAAGAAAGACAAAAAAGAAAAGAAGGAGAAGAAAGAUAAAAAGGAGAAAAAAGAAAAGAAACAUAAGAAAGACAAAAAAGACAAAAAAGAAAAGAAAGAACAUAAGCACCAUCAUCACUCAAAAAAAGAAGAGGAACAUGAAGAAGAAGAAAAGAAAGAGGAAGAAAAGAAAGAUGAAUCUAAAAUGGAAGAAGAGCAGAGUGAAGAAGAAAAGAAAGAUGAAUCUAAAAUGGAAGAAGAAAAAGAAGAAAAUAAUGAAGAAGAAAAAGAAGAAGAAAAAGAAGAAAAUAAUGAAGAAGAAGAAAAGAAAGAUAAUGAAACAAAAGAAUUUAUUCCAGUAGAAGACGUUAAAUUAGUUAGUGUCUUUGUAAAGAAUAUCCCAUAUGGAUGGGCAACUAAUGAUAUGUACCAAUAUUUUGCCUCUAGUGGACCAGUUAAAACUCGUGUUAUUACUAAUAAAGAAACAGGCAAGUCAAGAGGAUUUGGUUAUCUUGAUUUUGUUGAUUUAGAAGCUGCUAAGAAAUUCGUUCAAGAACAUCAAGGUGAAGAGGUUGACGGUAGACCUCUCUUUUUGGACUUAGCUGAUGGAAAGAAGGGAGGCGAUAAAGAUAAUGAUGGAGGAAAAUUUGGUGCAUUUGGAUCAAGUAAUAAAAGAGGAAAACAACACACAUUCAAAGGUAAACAAGGAGGAGAUAACGUUUGUUUCAAUUGUGGUAAGCCAGGCCAUAUGAGUAGAGAAUGUCCAGAACCAAGAAAAGAUAAUAGAAAAGGAGGAUUUAAACGAUCUUUUAAUGAAAAUAAGACUGAAACAAAGAAUGAUCCUAAACAUAUUAGAUUUGAUUAA